UAAAAGAUCGAAGCUCGAAACUUCCGGGCGCAACCCAUUAAACCCUUUCGCUUUCUCACACUCCUCUCCAUCGUCGUCGUCAUCGUCCUCCUUCGCCGACGACGAGCUUCGCCAUUGGAGUCCCCCCUCCCCAAAGUCUCCUUCCGAGCUUCGCCAAUGGCGGCCCCCCUCUCCACCAACCCCGCUUCCAGCGAUGAGAUCCCCUCGGAUCCACAAGUAGACGAAGAGCACGAGCCCAAGGAGAGCAUCCUCCUUCGCUACUUCCUCCAAGAGUGGGAGCUCGUAAAAUCCCUCCUCGACCACAUCGUCGCCAAUGGCGGCGUCGCCGAACCCUCCGACAUCAACAAGAUCCGCUCCAUCAUGGACAAGUAUCAACAAGAGGGCCAGCUUCUUGAACCCUACCUGGAGAGUAUCAUCUCGCCUCUCAUGUCAUUAGUUCGGUCCAGGACAAUGGAGCUCGGGGCAGCCUCCGAUGCGCUUCUCAAUAUCAUCAAACCUUUGUGCAUUAUUAUUUAUACGCUCGUCACAGUGUGUGGAUACAAGAGCGUAAUCAAGUUCUUCCCGCAUCAGGUCUCGGAUCUUGAGCUCGCAGUUGCCCUUCUUGAGAAGUGCCACCAAACUGCUUCAUCCACUUCGCUAAGGCAGGAAAGUACGGGCGAGAUGGAGACAAAGUGUGUUGUGCUCUUGUGGCUUUAUAUACUAGUCUUAAUCCCUUUCGAUAUCUCCUCUGUGGACAGUAGUAUGGCUUAUAAUGAUCAUGCUGAUGGAUCUGAGCCAGUGCCUUUGGUCAUGAAGAUGCUGGAGAUAUCUAAAGAUUAUCUAGCAAGUGCUGGUCCAAUGCGGAGGAUAUCUGGGUUGUUGCUAGCAAGGCUUUUAACACGCCCGGACAUGUCAAAAGCUUUUACCAGCUUUAUUGAAUGGGCACAUGAAGUCCUCUUAUCUGUCACAGAUGAUGUUGCCGACCACUUCAGAUUACUCGGUAUAGUGGAAGCUUUAGCUUCAAUAUUCAAGAUUGGCAGUGCUAAAGUUCUUAGCGAUGUGAUUUCCACUAUUUGGAGUGAUUGUUCAUUUUUGAUGAAGUCUACUGCUGCUGCUCGGAGUUCCUUACUUAGAAAGUUUGUGGUCAAAUUAUCGCAGCGCGUUGGGUUAACUUGUUUGCCUCAUCGUUCCCUGACAUGGCAAUAUCUGGGAAAGAAUAGCUCAUUACAUGAAAAUCUUUCUCUGCAUAUUUAUGGAAGAGAUUCUUCAGGUGAUUAUGGUCAAGAUGCCUACCAAUUAAAUGACACAGAAAAUACAAGUAUUCCAGAUGAAGAGGAUAUGGAUGUUCCAGAAACUGUGGAGGAGAUAAUAGAGUUAUUAUUGUCUGGUUUAAGAGAUUCGGACACGAUUGUGAGAUGGUCUGCUGCAAAAGGUAUAGGUCGGAUAACUGCACGAUUAACUUGUGCUCUAUCAGAAGAAGUGUUAUCUUCUAUCCUGGAGCUAUUUUCACCUGGUGAGGGAGAUGGUUCUUGGCAUGGAGGCUGCUUGGCUUUGGCGGAGUUGGCUCGCCGAGGAUUGCUGCUACCUGGUAGUCUUCCCAAAGUAGUUCCUGUUAUAAUAAAGGCAUUGCACUAUGACAUACGAAGAGGUCCACACAGCAUUGGGUCCCAUGUUCGGGAUGCUGCUGCAUAUGUGUGUUGGGCAUUUGGUCGUGCUUACUCCAACUCAGAUAUGAAAGGCAUUUUAGAGCAGCUUGCUCCACACCUUUUAACAGUUGCUUGUUAUGAUCGAGAGGUGAAUUGUAGAAGAGCAGCCUCUGCUGCUUUUCAAGAGAAUGUUGGAAGACAAGGAGCCUUCCCACAUGGCAUUGAUAUUGUGAAUACAGCUGAUUAUUUUUCUCUUGCCUCACGACCAAAUUCUUAUCUUAAUGUCGCUGUCUGCAUUGCUCAGUACAAAGAGUAUUUUUAUUCUUUUGUGGAAGAAUUGCUAUGCAACAAAAUAACACACUGGGAGCGAAGUUUAAGAGAGCUGGCUGCAGAAGCCCUCUCUGCUCUUGCAAAAUAUGAUAGUGCAUAUUUUGGUGGAUAUGUCCUUGAGAAAUUGAUCCCCUGCACAUUAUCAUCAGAUCUUUGCACACGCCAUGGUGCAACGCUUGCUAUUGGAGAGAUUGUUUUAACUUUGCAUCGGCUUGGUUUUAUUUUUCCUAGUGACAAGCAAAAAGCUUUAUCAGGUAUUGUUCCUGCCAUUGAAAAAGCACGACUCUACCGCGGCAAGGGGGGAGAAAUCAUGCGAUCUUCUGUUUCUCGAUUCAUUGAGUGUAUCUCUCUUUCUGCAAUAUCUUUGAAUGAGAAGACUAAAAGGAGUUUACUAGAUACCCUAAAUGAGAAUUUGAAGCACCCUAAUGCUCAAAUACAGUGUGCUGCUGUUGAUGCAUUAAAGCACUUUAUUCCAACAUAUCUGGUUGCUUCUGGUGAUAAAGUUGCUAAUGAGAUUGUCACAAAGUACCUGGAACUCCUUGAUGACUCUAAUGUUGCUUCUAGAAGGGGCGCUGCACUGGCUCUUGGAAUUUUACCAUAUCAGUUCUUGGUUGUCAGAUGGAGUGUUCUAAUAACAAAGCUCUGUAGCUCGUGCACACUGGAGAGUAAGCCUGAUGAUCCAGAUGCUGAAGCACGUGUAAAUGCUGUUAAGGGGCUAAUUUCUGUUUGUGAAACAUUAACCAAUACUUCCAAUGAACAGAAUUUUGGCGAUGAAAGAUCUUUUUAUUUGCUUAUUAAAAAUAAAAUCAUGGAGACUUUGUUUAAAGCACUCGAUGACUAUGCAGUGGACAACAGAGGAGAUGUGGGUUCUUGGGUGCGUGAAGCAGCAAUGGAUGCCCUAGAGAGGUGCACUUACAUCCUUUGCAAGCGAGAUUCUUCCUCCAUGAAGCCACAGACUCAUGAGCUAGAUGCAGCUGAUUGGGAAGACCAACUAUUUGAUGCAGAUAUUGCCAAGAAGCUAAUAUCAGGCCUUGCAAAGCAAGCUGUUGAGAAAAUAGAUAAAAUAAGGGAUAUAGCUGCAAAGACUCUACAAAGGAUUCUGUACAGACAGAAAGAUAUUAUUUCAUUCAUACCUCAUAGGGAGGUGCUGGAAAGUAUCAUUCCCAGCAGUACAGAUCUAAAGUGGGGAGUCCCUGCUGUGUCUUAUCCAGUUUUCGUGCAGCUUCUUCGAAUCGACUGUUAUAGCAAAUCUGUGCUUUCUGGGCUAGUAAUAUCUGUUGGUGGAUUGCAAGAAUCUCUGCGGAAGGCAUCACUAGCAGCUUUAUUAGAGUAUCUUCAAUGUUCAGAAGGUGAUGCAGGUGAGGAGAGGAGAACGAGGGAGUAUGUUUUGAGUGCUGAUCUUCUGUGGGUUCUUAGACGGUAUCAGAAAUGUGAUCGAGUAAUUACACCAGCAUUCAAGACAAUAGAGGUUCUCCUUAGCAAAAAGUUCUUAUUGAACAUGCAGGAUUUCUGCACGGAAAUUUUGGAUUCUCUCACAGUUGAGUUGAAGGCAUCAAAGGACUUUACAAAGUUGUGUUCAGGCCUUUCUAUUCUUGGAUAUGUUUCUUCUUAUACAGAGGCAACCAACACCAGGGCCUUCUCUCAACUUCUAUCUUUUCUGGGCCAUCGGUACCCGAAGAUUCGGAAGGCUGCUGCCGAUCAGGUAUACCUCGUCCUGCUGCAAAACGGUAACCUCAUCCCAGAAGAUAACAUGGAAAGAGCACUGGAAGUUAUUUCCGAUACCUGCUGGGAUGGAGAUGUGGAGGAAGCAAGGAGUAAAAGGUUGCAGCUUUGCGAGAUGGCCGGUUUGGAUACAAGUGCCUAUCAGAAUACUAAUGCCAAAGACAAAAGGAAGGAUGCCCAGAGAAGGGCUGCAUUGGAUGAUGAAAAUAAGUCAUAUUCAUCGUUAGUUGGGUUUUCUGGCUUCUAGCGGAAGCAUAUAAUUCAAGGCCUUCUUUAGUUGGGUGAUGAUAUCAACAAAGCCACAUUUAAAAUUGGCAGACGAAAUCCAUUGAAUCUAGUUUAAUUCAGUAAAGAGCGACUGGGUUUAAUGCAUCCUUUUGUCCGCAGCAAUAUCUGCUCUAUUAAUAACGUCACCCAAAAUAUUUAGGUUUUUUUUUGGCCCUUCAUAUCUGAGAUAUGUCAAGAUUGAACUCACUACCAAGCGAUCUUUUUGGGAGGUCACUUGCAAGUGAUUUUACCUGCCAAAACACCUUAGGAUGAAAGGAUGAAUUGCUUGCGAAUUGUAGAGUCCCUUCCUCCCAUCAUGACACCAAAUUUAUUUUAUAUUGUUGGGUUGCUAAGAUUGUAUUAGAUAUCUGUGGUUGAUCCUGAUGCAUAUGACACUUCAAUUGGCUCUCACUUUGUUAAUUGUGCUUAGUUUAAAAGAAAUUUAUGUAAUUUGUAAAGGCAUGAUAAACCUUGUCGUAGAACUCGGGGACAUAUAUGCACAUGAUGAUUGUGUGGCUUGGCAAGGCUUUCGCUUUCUUUAGGGUUUGCUACAAUUAAACUUGUAGGAUUCACCCAUUCCUUCUGUUUUACUUCGACUGGAACAACCUGUUUUGAGUAGCAUGGAUGAGGCACUUUUCUUAUGGUUUCCUUUUCUUUC
Messenger RNA from Ananas comosus (pineapple), 4602 nucleotides. Its product is annotated as tubulin-folding cofactor D. Gene Ontology annotation, biological process: tubulin complex assembly; microtubule cytoskeleton organization; post-chaperonin tubulin folding pathway. The record is from RefSeq and is a predicted model, not a curated record. Bases 157 to 3924 code for a protein of 1255 amino acids. Lineage: Eukaryota; Viridiplantae; Streptophyta; Magnoliopsida; Poales; Bromeliaceae. Gene Ontology annotation, molecular function: beta-tubulin binding; GTPase activator activity. The transcript has 17 exons.